AUGGAAAAUUAUAACAAAGCGACGUCGACCGAGCUGGAUGUGCCGAAAAUCGAGAUCAGCUUCGAUACGCCGAACCGGGACCGCUUUCUGCGGGACGACUUUCACAACAAGCGCGACUCAUACGCGAUUCUGGGCCGCGGCAGCUACGGUGUGGUUAUCAAAGCGUCCUACCGCGGUCGUCCGGUUGCGGUGAAAAUCCUGGAGAAGCGUCCACAUCGCCACCGGUGCCGUUACGAUUCUCUGCUGAACGAAGCCAACGCACUGAACCUGCGGCAUGACAACAUCGUAACGGUGCUGAAGAUUGUGGCCGGUGCCCAGUACGGGCUGGUGCUGAUGGAGCGUUUCGAUGGAUACUGUUUGCAGCAAUUGAUUGGCCACCAGCGUAACGAUCCAAUCGCGGUUCAACACAAACUGCUGAUUCUGUGCGAUAUUAUAAGUGGAUUGUGUUUCUGCCAUCGACACAACAUCGUGCACCUGGAUGUGAAGCCCCAGAACGUGAUCGUAACGGUCAAUGCGACCGCCACUGGUGCAUCGACGCCGGGCGCGCCCUGUCAGCAGCUCCGAAAGUAUCUCUGCAAGCUGUGCGAUUUCGGUUCAUCGAUGAUGCUCGAUCCGUGGCAGCGAAACGAAACCCUAGUCAACCGUGGCACGAUUCGGUACAUGGCACCCGAGCUGUUGCGCGGCCAACACUGCACGAUGGGCGGUUUCACCGAGCGGGCCGAUAUCUACUCGUUCGGCGUCACAAUGUGGCAGCUGGAUGAGGAACGCUUUCCGUACGAAGAAAUAACCUGCAACGAGGUGAUCGCGUACAAUGUCGUCAAGAAAGGUUUACGGCCGGAUAGCAUUUCCAGCGUGGCGUUUGCUCGUCGUAUGACCAAUCUGCCGGCCGGCUUGCGCAAUAUUGGCUGUCUGCAUGGAAGCCUCCGUGCACCGAUAUCCCUGACCGGUGGGUCCCAUUUAAACGGAUGUCUCGAAUCCGACGCCGUUGACGAUGUGCUCAAGCGCCAGGGCAUCGUGGUCGAGUAUCGGGCUAAGCGCAAGGGUAGAAAAAAGAGCCAACUCGGUGCACUUUGGACGGAGGCUGAUUCGAGCGAACAGCACCUUAACGCCAUCUUCUGUGAUCACAUCAGCAUUCCGAACAACAAACGCGUACAGCUAAAACAGAUGAUACGCACAUUGUACAGCAAGUGUUGGCUUAGUGAUCCAGCUGCCCGCCCCGAUGCAACCACCGUUCGUGCCACGGUUCAUCAGGCACUGGAAAAGAUCAUUCUUUGCAAGUGCGCGAAGUAA
Anopheles marshallii is the source of this 1290-nucleotide messenger RNA. Its product is annotated as proto-oncogene serine/threonine-protein kinase mos-like. Bases 1 to 1290 code for a protein of 429 amino acids. The transcript is spliced from 3 exons. Lineage: Eukaryota; Metazoa; Arthropoda; Insecta; Diptera; Culicidae. The record is from RefSeq and is a predicted model, not a curated record. Gene Ontology annotation, biological process: protein phosphorylation. Gene Ontology annotation, molecular function: ATP binding; protein kinase activity.